Messenger RNA from Owenia fusiformis, 856 nucleotides. The record is from the annotation of a GenBank genome assembly. Lineage: Eukaryota; Metazoa; Annelida; Polychaeta; Sabellida; Oweniidae.
AUUGAUGUUGUUACUUGUAGGAAUAGAGAAAUAUAUAAUGAUAAUGUACCCAUUACGGUUUAAUACAAUCGUAACAACAAGACGCAUGCUAGGAGUGAUUGUUACAUGCUGGGUGUACAGUAGCAUUAUAGCACUGGUACCCAUAUUUGGUCUAAACACCUAUGACAUUUACAUAUUUCCUAAUCUCAAUGAGACUCAGAUUGAAGCUGCAACAUGGGCAACACAACAAUGUAAUCCUGACUAUGCACUUCCAUCGAGUUAUAUGGGAAUAUAUUUCCUGGGUAACUUUUAUCCAAUUAUAAUAUGUCUAAUUUGUCUAUACAUUCAUAUCAUUAUAAAAGCACAUAAACAAGCACAGAAAAUAAAUUCAUUUGAACAGGCAAGUCAAGGAAACAAAGGAAUUUCCUUAAGAAAAUAUUUCAAAAGUUUACGAACAGUAAUUGCUAUAUUAGGAUAUCUAAUGAUAACAUGGGUACCAUUGGGCUUUUUUCAACUUAAUGAGUAUGAUUGGCUGCAGAUUGAGUAUAUUCCAUUUGGAAGGAGUGCAAGGGGUUCUCUAGUACUGAGGGCUCUCCUUACUGGAAUGGGAAAUCUAAACUGUGUUUACAAUCCCAUUGUAUGUAUACUUCUCAACAGAGACAUGCGCCACAUGGCAAGAAAAAUGCUUUGCCCUAAAUGCUUCAGACAACAAGUUGAUUGAGGUACUUUACAUAGAUUCCAGGCAUAUUUUUACUUCUUGAUGUGCCAAAAAGAUUUAUUAGAUUGGUUUAUUGCAGCAUAUUAUACAUUUAUGGUAUUUAAUUUUUGUAUUUGGUGCAAUCUUUGUAAAAAUAUAUUCUCUUAUUGUGAUUGUGAC